Messenger RNA from Ciona intestinalis (vase tunicate), 7230 nucleotides. The record is from RefSeq and is a predicted model, not a curated record. NCBI's taxonomy places the organism in Eukaryota, Metazoa, Chordata, Ascidiacea, Phlebobranchia, Cionidae.
GUUGAUACCCGCUAUCUUACGUCGUUUUCCGGGGCAGGAUGAGUUGUCACUCGAAGCUUCAGUCUUCUUGCCAUUACGUCAUCGUGUGCGUUUGUUGAUACUAUAUUUUCAUUUUCUUUGCAAUCUUAUAUGUACUGGCGUCAGUGGCAUAUUUAGCACCAUGCAUUCCAUGCUGUAAUGCUUUAGUCCAAGCGUAGUGUUGCAUAUUGUCAACACACGAAUGCUAAGGGAAAACAAAAGCACGCUCUGCGUCACCAACACCCCGCCUUAUUCAAGUGCUUAUGGAAAUAUAUAAUCAAUUUUACACUUGUAGGAUGAACCAGAUAAUGCGCUUUAUAAUUAGUUGUGGUCAAUUUGUUGCUAUAUUUGCUAAACAAGGUGAUAUAACUGGCUGAACAAGUAACAACCUAAUAGCGUUUGUUUGCAAACAAUGUAUCAUCAUUAUGUCACUAAAAGUGUGACGCCCAUUUUAAGUUGCAACAAACUCGUACUCAUCGCACAGAAAGUUCACAAAACUGUACAAUAAUUAGUUUUCGAAUUAAAAGUAAGUGUCAUGUUAACACUUAACUUGUUCACAAACGCUCAGUGCUUCUUGUAACCAAAUUACCGACGCUCGUAUUACCACAUCGAUCACCGAGUUGUAUCGAAUUGAUUUAUUUGUUUCGACGAAAACCAAACAUCUAGCAUUAAUCGCGAGCCAACUUAGGCGUCACAUUGAUGGUAGUUACUAAUCAGUAGAUGGUCCGCUUUUGUUUAAAUAUCACCAAAACAAGGUUUUAAUCCCAAAACAACAGUUUUUAAAUGGUGCGCACUCCGCAGUGUAUACCAAAUGGCCGCCGCCUAAAAUAAAUGGUUGCAAAAAUAUUAAGAAAAACCCAAAUGAAUUUUUUGCUGCAUUUUAGAAUAAUAAAUUAUUCGUUUGAUCGCGCGUCCGGUUAUCUUUUUUACGGUCUCGAAAUUAUUACUUGUAACGUUGAUAAAACAAAAAAAUGGUUUAUAUUUUAAUGUCAGCUGCGCUAGUUGCCCAAAUUUGAUGUCCGGUUUGCGCUGUGUCGUGCCAUUGGCUUCGUCGUUCAAUUGUUUCCUGCCACUAAUAUUAUUGUCCUCUCUUUCGUCUGGUAAACACAUUUCGAUUACAAAUGUGGUUUUGCUAUGCAGUGCAUAAUAUUGCGGUGGAAUUCGUGACCGGCAAUAUACUCAGCCAGGAGCUACGCUUAAAUUAAUUAAAUUAGCAUUUGGUUAUUUGUCUGGUAUUGGGUUUAAUUGGCGUAAAAUCACACCAGUGCUAACCAGAUAGACGUUACAUUUGAAGUAUGUAGGAAAGGCGAUGUCCGAGUUCAGGUCACGGGUUUAAUGUUGAACGCGCGUUUCCUGUACGACGAUGUUAUCAACUUAUGGCUCAAGUUUGUAGUGAACGUUUGUGACUCACCGAAAUAAAUAGAAAAUCGGAAACAAAUACACGCCGCGCUUCGACCCACUUUAUAAUUCGACAUCCAGUAUGUAAUAGCGCGCAAAAAACUUUGUUAACAAGAAGUCGAUAUUUCUUAAGUCCCGGAGUGAAGGUGGUAACAAUGCGUUUUAGAUCUGCAAGCUGCAUUCUUUUAAAAGCCGUUUUAAUGCGCGUAUUUGUAAUACUGAUUUUUCUAUUCAUAUUUAUAAAGAGGAUUGAGCCUUGACCUUUUCGCUGAGUUUCGCGACCAUAUUUGCAGUGACGUAAGUGAUUGAAUUUCCUUGUUUCAGCUUGCGUGGUAUUCAAGUUCAUUUACCAUUGAAUUUGUGUGCAGUAUACUCUUUAAAUAGCUUAAGUCACAUUGGUAUGCAUGACUUUAAGCAUGUAGUUUUAGUGCUGUUAGUUAAGGUAUGGUUUACUAGUAAAGUUUCCUAUUUGUGUUGUUGUUUCAACCACUUUUCUAAUGUUUGUUGGUGUGGAAAAGUUAUUGUGUUUCUACCUUCUAUUGUAAAUUCUAAAUAGAAAUUUUGAAUCAAUAGCAACAAGAUUUUAAGGAAGUUAAUCUCAGCAUGACGCAAUCUAUUGUUUCUGUUGUUUUUUGCUAAUUUGUCUAUUUUGUUAAAUAUAUUUCUUGUAGAUUCAGUGGACUAACUUGAGGUGUAGUUUAAAUUAAGACUUUUACUGGAUUGUGUUCAGUUCAGGGAUGACUGCAAUUGCAACUGCUUUCACUGCAUAUGAUAUGCAGACCCUCCAUGGUCAGAGCUUCCAGGAUUAUUGCUCCGUGAACUCUUCCGAUGAAGAUCGAGGAUCAGAUUACAGUUUAUCGGAUAUUGAGGAUGGUUUGUCAUCAACUUCAGCUGUAACAAAAUGGCCAACUGACAUUCCAGUAGUAGUGAAUAAAAAGGCGUAUAAUUUGCCGAACCAUGCUAAUCAUGGGCAACCGGCUCACAGAAAACUUUGCCGGGCUCCGAUUCUUACAAAUGUGUGGCAGCGUCAGGUUUCAAUGAAUACGUCUCGCAGAAGAAAUUCAUCUCAACGUCACUCUGCCCAUCGCUUACCUGCUCAACAAACUUUGAAAUUUGGUGUUCAGCAAAUUGCUCAUCUGUUUGAGAACAUUUCAAAUAAAGAGAAAGUAGUUGCACCAACUACUUGUACCACUAUGAAAACUAUGAACAUUCCAAACAAACAAAGCAUGAAAGUUGUAAAACUUGCAUCUUCUCCAGGCCAAACAAAACUACCUGUUAUAAACAGUCCUGUUAAUAGGAAACAAAGUUUAUCAAGAAUUCGAAUCCAAUUUCCAUCCCCAUCGCAUAUUGAUAUAAUUCGUGAUCGCAGUCAAAGUUACAGCGGUGUGCUUGACUCUCCAAGGUCCAGAUGUUCAUCAGUCCUCAGUACCAACAGUUUGAAGAUUGACAGUGAUGCUGCUGAUUCCAAUGUUUCAGAAGAGGGAGGUUCACAUAAAUCUGUCAAGCAAUGGAAGCAUUACAAGAGAGCAAUGGAAGCUUACCGGAAAUCUGCACAGAGGGCAAAAGCGAAAGCUGCUGCUGCCAAUCAAGAGCCUGGUUCUACGAAAGUUGACAGUCCCCUCCACAGUCAUAGUAUAUUUGAACGUGGUAGUAUAUAUGAUCUGUGGGACAAUAAGAGUCACUCUUCCACUCCAACUGUUGAAGAUGAAGGCAUGAAUACUGAUCUUUGCAGUGACUUUGGUUCAUCUCGGCAUAGUGAUGAGUAUCCCAUAUGGAACGGGAAUUCUCCUGUCUCACCUUCAAUAAGAGAUUGGAAUUAUUCAGUUGAAGAUACUGAUCAUUUAAGUUUAGACUAUCGUACCCUAAUGGCAUCCAAUAAACCGAAAAAUGGCUGGAUGUUGGUUCAAAAUGCUGUUACUCAUAGGGGUGUGAAGAAUGAAUAUAGAAAAAGUAUGGAACCAGAUUCAAUCACAGACAUUGAUGCUUUAAUGAUGGAGUUUGAUGAAAAAGUAUCCAGCAAAGAUGAUGAUGAUGAAUGUAAUGAAAAAACAUCUUUUGAUUUGACGCAGAAUAAAACUAAUUCUCCUUCAUUAAGUCCUGUUUCACCAGAGAAGAUUGUUUGGCCAGAAUAUGAAAAACUUGUAAAAGCAAAGUUUGAGGUUUGUCAGCAUCCCAACUCUAGCUUUAAAAUGCGUCUCGCUGCACUGGAGAAAAAAGGUGUGAAAUCUAUGUGUAGUUUUGAGCAGGAUAUGAAUGAAAUGGAUAGUGAUAAAAGUCGAACAUCUUCAACAACUGACACUGAUAUGUUAAACAGCAACCUAAGAGAUAAAAGUAUUAUUCGCAAGCGGAACUUAUCACUUUCCAACUCCUACCUUAACCAGAGACAAGCAAGUGACAUGUGCGGUGAAACAAAGACUUUUUCACAACAUAGGCAUUACCAUACUGUUGCCAGCCCUGCACGAUUAUCCAAGUUGCUCCGAAAGCAAGCGAAACAAAGGAUUCUUUCCCCUCUCUCUUCACCGAAGUGUUCUGCCCAGAUUAAAACUGAAGCACGGCCAUUUAAUCGUAGGACAGCAAGUUUGGGUGAUCCUUGCAACGCUUCUUUAGAUGAAAACAUCACUUUGAUCAAUGAUGAAGAUGAAAACUUGUUUUACACUGAGGAUGUUUUCCCACUACCGUCACCAGCUUCAUUGAAAGAUACAAGUUCUUCUAUUAAUGAAUUCAACUUUCCAAGCCCACCUCCUGAAUUCACAAAUACAUUCAAUGAUGAAGUGGUGCCAGGUUCACAUUCCCAAUGUGAGAUUGAUACUGCCCUUGUUAAUAAAGAUGCUGCCGAAAUUGAAAAUAAUGUUAAUGGUGUCAAAGCUUUCUUUAACAUCGGUUGCAAUGAUGUUGACUCCAUAACCAGUAGUACUUACAUUAACUGUACUGAUGUUGGUCAGAAUCCAGUUAUUUUAAGGAAAAAUAAGACAGAUAGUUCAAUAAAUGCAUCCAGUAACUUAUCCCCACAAUCUAUUAAUUCCAAAAGGGCAUCGUGGCUUUACUCAAACAUUCAAAGUUCAAGUUUUGAAAACAUUCCCACCAACAAUGAUUCAAGUGCUGCAAGUAAUGGUGCAACAACUUACAUGAAUGUGACUCACCAAAGUAGAAAAGAUACUAAAGUGCUUCCACAAUUAGAAGUUGCUGUUCCAAAGAUUGUUGUUACUCGUUCUCCUAAACCUGACCAAAGAAAACUAAACUUAAAUUUAAAAAAGAAAAGUUCAUUAUACUCAGCUAUGGCUAUUUCUGAAGGUCGAGUUUAUCAAAAUUCUGAUCUCAGUCCAAAUGAAUAUUCAUGUAUCACCACACCUGGGUCAGAAUCAGAAGGUGAUUAUGUUAAUUACGAAUCAUUCUAUAAAAAACUUCCUCCCAAAAGUAAAUCUGCAUCAUGCAGUCCGGAGGGACAGAGAAAACAUACAGAUUAUGAGGAACUUGAUCCAGCAAAAAUUUUACCAAAGAACGUUUCUAAGUUAGAACUCGAUAUAGACGGAUAUUUUUCAUCACUUGGUAGAAAAAAACUUUCUCCUCGCCACUUGCCAAAAUUUCUUCAAUCACCAACUUUGUCAAGAUUUACAAGUAGAAAAAAAAGCUGCGCUGGCCAACAACCAACCAAUGCUACCAUAUCAUCAAAUCAACCAUUAAUGGUGAACUCAAAUACAAAUACCAACAAUAGUUCUGAAGUUUCAUCAGUGACCUCAUCUUUAGGUUGUAUGUCCGUUGAGCUUUCUCCAUCCACUUCACACUGCUCUUCAUCCAUUGCUUCCAGUGGCCAGAUCUUCACAUCAGUUAACUCGAUCCCCAACACCAAGAGCUCCAUGUUUGAGCCCAGUGUUUUUGCACCUUACUAUGCCUCUUUACCCAGGCACUUCAGAAAGAAAAAGAAGAAGGUAAAACGUGCCCAAGAGAUCUCUGUUCCAUUGACUGAGUGCCUCACAAAUCCCUCAGCGACAUUUCAACUUAAAUUAGAGAAAGUGUACCAAGCACCGAGCCAGAAAUUGGAUCUUAUUUCAGCUUUCAUCAACAAAGAGCCAAUACAGAGUGUUGGUGUAGGUGAAGUUGAUGUACAGAUACCCAGGAAACAACCAGUUACUAAAUCUUAUUCUACAAGCAAUAUAUUCUCUGGAAUGACGAAAGUUCUUAAAUUGAAUAGAUUAAAAACGCGUGCAGCAAAAAGCAGGGUAAACUCAGUUCGGAGCCCAAAUUCAGCUUUACCCUCUCCCCCUGCAGCGGUCCAUCAGCAGCAACAAUCAUCUUACAACCAACAACCUGCUGCUCCUGUUCAUGUGGAAAUAAAACCUCAGAUUGAAGAUGGAAAGAAGGCAAAGAAAGGGAAAAAGAAAAAGGGAAAAUUAACAAAAGCAGAUAUCAGUAUGCCAUCAGGAUUCAAGCAUGUUGGGCAUGUGGGUUGGGAUCCAAACAAGGGAUUCGACACCAACAAUAUGGAUCCAGAUGUGAAGGAAUUAUUCAAUAACGCUGGUGUCACAGAGGAUGAUAUGCAUGAUAAAGAGAAAGCUCAGUUUAUCUACGAUUUCAUUGAGAAACGAGGGGGAAUAGAUGCUGUUAAACAAGAACAGAAGCAAAGAGGUGCUCCUCCUCCUCCACCACAGAGAGGAACAGGAGGAGGUCCACCACCCCCGCCCCCACAAAGAGGAGGACCCCCUCCACCUCCACGAAAAGAUGCUUCACGAUCUCAACCACCACCACCACAUAGGAGCCAAGGUCCUCCUCCUCCACCUCCUGACCGAGGAAAUCGUCAAGCUCAGACACCUCAACCUCCGAGAGGUCGUGAACCUCCAGUUCUUGGAGGUAGGAUGAGCCAUCCACCUCCACCACCCCGUGCUCCAGAAAGCAUUCCUCCCCCGCCCCCACCAUCUGCAUCAUAUGCCCCACCCCCUCCUCCCUCAAUGCCAUCUAAUGUUCCUCCUCCACCCCCGCCUCCACCACCAAGCUCUUCUGCUCCACCACCUCCUCCUCCUGCCACUGGUAUGGGCCGUGGAGCAUUGCUGCAGCAGAUAAGACAAGGGACCGGUUUGAAAUCAGCAUCUGAACCUGUUAAGACCACGAACCGUCCGGCUGCUACCGGUCGUGAUGCGUUGUUGGAUGAUAUAAGGAAAGGUGGAAUUGGUGGAUUGAAAUCGGUAUCCCAUGAACAGAACGAUAAACCAGUAGCUUCACCUCCUCCAGAAGAGGGUUUAGCUGGUGCCCUUGCUCGUGCUUUGCAGAAGCGAGAAAAUGCAAUUCAUUCAGAUUCUGAAUCGGAUUCUGAUAAUGAAGAUUUUGAUGAUGAGGAAUGGAGUGAUUAGAAAUAUUUAAAGAUGAAUGAAAUGGUUUUAUUUUGUGAUUAAUAUUGCGGUAUUGGCAAUCACAUAAUUUAAACACUGUCAUCUAUAUAUUCCAGCGUAUAGUGAACAUACCAUGCAAAUAUAAUUAUGUGGAACAGUGCCUUUAGUAAAGCAGUCAAGUUAUUAAAUACAACAUGGAAAAUAAUUAUUAUAAUAUCAGAUAUCAGGCUACCAUUAUGCUUGCAUCUGUCCACCAAAUCACAUUUGGAGAAAUGGUUACCAUACCUGACAUUGUGCGUUUUGCAUGGUGUGUAUUACCAAGCUGGAUAGUUUUGAUUGUAUCUGUAUCUCGUAUGUAUAUAUAAUAAUGUUAUACAAUAUUUACUUGGUUUAAACAGCUUGCGUUAUAUUAAUUAAUGUUGAAAUUGUUAUUAACUAAACUGCAACUGCGUUAUUGUAAUUACUGCAACAAAUAUAAGUGAUCCGAUCUGGA